Symbiodinium necroappetens is the source of this 546-nucleotide messenger RNA. The record is from the annotation of a GenBank genome assembly. Lineage: Eukaryota; Dinophyceae; Suessiales; Symbiodiniaceae.
GGUGAAAAGCCUGACGACUUGUCGGCUUGGGACGAGGAGAAGGUGACCAUGUUGGUGGUCAAAUACUUCUGCGCUCAGACAAAGAGGAUCGUGACUCUUGGCUGCUACUACCUGCCCAGUCACGAGACGUUGAUGCGGAUGGUCGCAGACGGCUGGAUGUCUGAAAAGCUCGAGAGCUUGAUUCGCAGCAAGCAGGUACCACCGCCUCCAGAAGAGGCAGAUGUAUGGAGCUGCUGGGAGGAGUUCAGCAAACAUGAUCUCCAGUUGCGGAACACCAGAAGAUCGGUCAAGCUCGAGCAGCUCUUCUCGGGUGAUGCGGUUAUCUGGCAGAAGAUGCGUGCUGAUGACGAGAAAGAGGCCCGCACUCCGCUCGAGGUGCAGAUCGACCCUGACAUCCCACCAACGUAUCCCAUCCUGACUGUUGCAGACCUAGCUGCACAUGAGGCCGAAGAGGCUCGUGGGCAACCUCCAGUCGAGAACGCGCAUCCAGAUCCGCACGUUCUCGCACGGUCGCGACAAAAUAAGCCAUUGACAAUCAAGCCAUAG